AUGACAUCCGUCCUGGGCAGCGGCAGGGCGUCGGGAGGGCCGAGCGGGCAGCUGAGAUGCAAGUCCAAGAGAAGGAGGAGGAGGAGAUCAAAGAGGAAAGAAAAACUAAGCAUACUGUCAACCUUCAUAGCACCCUUCAAGUACCUGAGUCCUGGCCCAACCACCAUGGAGGAUGAAGACAACUUAAGUACCAGCAGUGCAGAAGUAAAGGAAAAUCGAAACAUUGGCAAUCUGGAGGAUCAUCCAAUAGCAUCUACUGAUAGGUCAAGAGGGGGAACAACUAGCAGUAAGAGGAAAAGACCCUUAGAGGAAGGCAAUAAUGGCCAUUUCUGCAAACUUCAGCUUAUCUGGAAGAAAGUUUCAUGGUCAGUGACGCCAAAGAACGCCCUGGUUCAGCUACACGAACUCAAACCAGGAUUACAAUAUAAAAUGGUUUCCCAGACAGGUCCAGUGCAUGCUCCAGUCUUUGCUGUUGCUGUAGAAGUAAAUGGACUUACAUUUGAAGGCACGGGCCCCACAAAAAAGAAAGCAAAAAUGCGUGCCGCAGAAUUAGCUCUGAAGUCAUUUGUUCAGUUCCCCAACGCCUGCCAAGCCCACUUCGCCAUGGGAAACUGCAUCAGCCCAUCCACGGACUUCACUUCGGAUCAGGCAGACUUCCCAGACACUCUGUUCAAGGAGUUCGAACCAUCCACACACAGCGAGGACUUCUCUGUCUACAACCCCGUCAAUAACGAGCUGCUUUCCACCGCCUACCGACACGGGCGCUUACUCUGCCACACGCUGGACCUGAUGGGCCACGCCAAGCCAGGCAAGCACAGGGUGGCCAAGGCGGAGAGCGAGAAGAACCCGGUGGUGCUGCUCAAUGAGCUGCGCUCCGGCCUGCGCUACGUCUGCCUCUCGGAGACGGUGGAGAAGCAGCACAUCAAGAGCUUUGUGAUGGCCGUGCGAGUGGACGGGAGAACGUUUGAAGGCUCAGGACGUAGCAAGAAGUUGGCCAAGGGUCAAGCGGCGCAGGCGGCCCUGCAGGCCCUCUUUAACAUUCGUCUGCCCAGCCACAUUCCCAGCAGGAGUAAAUGUCACCAUUUGCCACAGGAUUUUGCUGACUCCGUAUACCAAAUGGUUGCACAGAAAUUCCAGGAGCUGACAGACAAUUUCACUUCCAUGCAUGCACGCCACAAAACUCUUGCAGGCAUUGUGAUGACCAAAGGUUUGGACAUCAGGCAAGCUCAGGUUAUUGUGCUGUCAUCGGGUACCAAAUGUAUAAAUGGGGAAUACAUAAAUGACCAAGGGCUUGCGGUCAACGACUGCCAUGCAGAAAUUGUGGCAAGAAGGGCAUUUGUUCACUUCCUCUACUCACAGCUGGAGCUACACUUAAGCAAACGGCGAGAAGACUGGGAGCGAUCAAUCUUCGUGCGAUUAAAAGAAGGAGGCUAUAGGCUGCGGGAGAACAUCCUGUUCCAUCUGUACGUGAGCACUUCCCCCUGCGGAGACGCGCGCCUCAACUCCCCCUACGAAAUCACAACCGACUUGAACAGCAGCAAGCACAUAGUGAGGAAGUACCGUGGGCACCUGCGGACAAAGAUUGAGUCUGGAGAAGGGACCAUUCCUGUGCGGUGUCACAACGCAGCGCAGACGUGGGACGGUGUCCUGCUGGGAGAGCAGCUCAUCACCAUGUCCUGCACAGACAAAAUUGCCAGAUGGAACAUCCUUGGGCUCCAAGGCGCUCUCCUCAGCUCCUUCAUCGAACCCAUGUACCUGCACAGCUUCAUUGUGGGAAGCCUCUACCACACUGGUCACCUUUCCCGGGUAAUGAGCCAUAGGAUAGAAGACAUUGGUCAGCUGCCAGCUUCGUACCGGCGCAAUCAGCUGCUUCUCAGUGGGGUGAGCCACGCUGACGCCCGGCAGCCGGGGAAGUCUCCCGGCUUCAGCGUGAACUGGAUCGUGGGGAGCACAGAGCUGGAGGUGAUCAACGCCACCACGGGGAAGAGGAGCUGCGGGAGCCCCUCACGGCUCUGCAAGCACAUGUUCUUCACCCGCUGGGCAAGGCUGCACGGCAAGCUGAGCACACGAGUACCAAGCCAUGGAGAGAUGCCAUCAGUGUACAGUGAGGCAAAGCUGGUGGCUCAGACGUACCAGUCUGUUAAGCAGCAGCUGUUUAAAGCAUUUCAGAAAGCUGGCCUGGGCACCUGGGUGAAGAAACCCCCAGAGCAAGAUCAGUUCCUACUAACUGUGUAAAUCACUCCACCCCUUUUCUACACGACUGGAUCAAACCAACUGGAGAGAAGGCGAGGCAGGACGUAUGAGCAGAGAAAAUUGAAGCAGUUUGAGAUUUAAUAGCAACCUCCAUGGGACUAUUUGCUUUUAAUCCUGUAUUGGAAAUGCAUAAGUAGAAAUGUGUCUGAUGCACUGAACUCAACUUCAGAAAACUGCUUUUUCAUGAUCCCUUCCCAAGAAUGUACCUGCCCAAAUUAUAAUGCCACCCCCACUAAGAUUCUGCUUUUUAUUGUUUAUUGCUGUUGGUUAUUACUGAUUUGAGGUGUUAGUGGGCCACCUGUCUGAUCCAAAAUAGACUCUUGUUUUCCCUCACACAAUCAGUGCAAAAGUCAUCACUGAAUAAUGGAAAAUAUUGAGCAGAGAUGGAAGUACAGCAUGACAACAGGUCUCAGAGCAUCCAUAAUCAUCCACCAAAAAAAGGUUCCUAACCUCUAUGCAAAAAUCAUUCU
Molecule: messenger RNA, 2723 nt
Organism: Pseudopodoces humilis (Tibetan ground-tit)
Lineage: Eukaryota; Metazoa; Chordata; Aves; Passeriformes; Paridae
Gene: ADARB2
Product: adenosine deaminase RNA specific B2 (inactive)
Biological process (GO): RNA processing; adenosine to inosine editing
Cellular component (GO): nucleolus; cytoplasm
Molecular function (GO): adenosine deaminase activity; double-stranded RNA binding; double-stranded RNA adenosine deaminase activity
Source: RefSeq, a predicted model, not a curated record